AUGCCCGGCGCCGCCGACGCGCGCGCGGCGGCGCAAAAGGGUGAUAAGCAGCGCCAGAAUGUUUUUGAACCGAUGAGUGGGACGCGAAUUUCAAAUCGUCUCGUGUCCGGCGCCGUCGUGCGCGCGCGAUUCGACGAUCGCCGACACUGCGCGAUCAAAGAUUUAGAAAAGGAAAUCGUCGGCAAGCACGGAUUCGUGGGCGUGGUGACGGAGGCGAGGAUAAAGGUGAAUGGAAGAGGUUCAAAGUACGCGCUGUGGACGGUGAGCGAGCUGCGCGGCGGCGGCGCGAGCGCGACGGUGUCGGUGUUCGGAGACGCGUACGCGGCGCACGGUGAAGACGAAAAGAAGGCGAUAGGAUUCAUAUGGGGAGUGUUUGAUACGAAAUUCUACCAAUCGCGAAGCGUGAGCGUGGAGGAUGGAGGACAGUUGAUGAAGAUUGGCGCCGCCGCGGAUUUCGGCGUGUGCAAGGCGACGAGGAAAGACGGGACGCCGUGCACGAAGGCUGUGAACGUGUCGGAGUGUAAGUUUUGUGAAUUUCACGUCCCGAAAGCGAUUCGUGAGGUGGCGAACGCGCAGCGACAGAUGACGGGGAAGAGAAACGCGAAUGGAGACUUCAAAGUCGGCUUGCAAAAGUACGGAGCGUCGAUGCAACCGACGAGCGCUCGAGCGAGUCAUUUACAGCGACCGGGCGAAGGCUUGAUGAAUGGCGGUCCCGCACCGAGCGCGAGAGCACAAGCGAUCUUGAAGCAAUCCAACGCACAUCUCCCUCGCAACGCGUUCAAACCUAAGCGAACGGGAGAGGAAUUCGCGGCGAGACUGCACGCCAAGGCGCCGACGACGAUGGCGCUCGAAGAGGAAGAUUUGGACUUUGAAGACGAUAAAGAGGCGCUCGCGACGCUCGCGAGGCAACACGCGGCGUCUAUUGCUCAGACGCGUCAGGACGCGUCGCGUGCGAAGCAACGCGAAGUGGCAGAGCGGUUGAGAGCGACUGGACUUACGCUAACAAAGCCAGACCCGAACGACACGUCGGCGAAGAAACCGACGACGACGGUGCGAGCGGAACCCAAACCGUUGCCCGAAACCCUGAAAGCGCAUGGUUUACAGAUGGCCACCGUGCAACAGUUAGAACGUAAGCUCAAGGCUGAGAUUGCGCGUAGAGAGGCGCUGGAGAAGGAGAACGAAGAGUUGCGACGUCAACUCGCCGAAGCGCGCGGCGCGCCUGCCUCGAGUUUCGCUCCAGCGCGGCCGGCGAUGCGAGACGUGUCGAACAACGGCACCAAGUCCACGAGCGCGCCGUCGACUACGGCUAGAUUAUUCGGUCACGUCGCCGCGCCCGCGUUGAAGUCUCGAUACGCCGCCGAAGCCGAAGAAGAAGACGUGGAUCAAAUGAUGAAGAACAUGGACGCGUUGGAAGAACGCGACCAGCUCGCCGCACAACUCGCGCUGAAACGCGAGGUCAAAGUCAAGGUGUACCAUUGCACGGUGUGCGAGAAAAAGACCCGAUUUUUUGAUGUUGCGACUUGUAGAGAGCAUCGCGACAGCGUGAAGCACGUGGAUUCCAUCAUGCGAUACUUCCGCUGUAAGGGGUGCAACCGAACGAACACGUCGUUCGACUCGCUGACACCCAAGCACUGCGAGAAGAGUGGGUGUAUGAGCGUGGCAUUCGAGCGCGUCACCGUCGCGGACGUCACCACCGCGGCGAAACCACGCAAAGAAGAUUUGGUCGCCGUGGAGGGCAACGUGGCGAAUCGAGACGCCCUCGCGCCGCGCGGCGUCGAACAUGGUUUUAGGUUGGACACCAUACACAAUAGCGCUUAG
Ostreococcus lucimarinus CCE9901 is the source of this 1818-nucleotide messenger RNA. RefSeq lists its product with no specific name. The transcript has a single exon. Bases 1 to 1818 code for a protein of 605 amino acids. Gene Ontology annotation, biological process: DNA replication initiation; DNA replication. Gene Ontology annotation, cellular component: replication fork protection complex; nucleus. Gene Ontology annotation, molecular function: single-stranded DNA binding; DNA replication origin binding. The record is from RefSeq and is a predicted model, not a curated record. NCBI's taxonomy places the organism in Eukaryota, Viridiplantae, Chlorophyta, Mamiellophyceae, Mamiellales, Bathycoccaceae.